CUGGCAACGCGAGCGCACGCGGCGCCACGGACACUCCAACUUUUUAUCCCACGGUAAGCCUGGAUUACUUUCUGCCGUCAGACGCCGGUGUGACGAUGCACCGGGUCACUUGAAGUCGGUACGAGGUGCAACCGAACCUGAAUAAGAUAAAAUGCAGAAGAGCGUCCGGUACAACGAGGGGCACGCGCUUUACCUGUCCGUGGUGGCGCGGAAAGAGGGCGCCAAGCGCGGCUUCCUGAGCAAGAAGAGCGCGGAGAACGGCCGCUGGACCGAGAAGUACUUCGCUCUCUACCAGAACCUGCUUUUCUACUUCGAAAACGAGCAGAGCGCGCGCCCCUCCGGGAUGUACCUGCUGGAGAGGUGCACGUGCGAGCGCGCACCUGCGCCCCAAGCCUCCGCCGUCACCAAGGAGCCUCUGGAAAAACAACAGCACUACUUUCUGGUCAUUUUUGGCCAUGAUGGACAGAAGCCAUUGGAGUUGCAGGCAGAAGAAGAGUCAGAUUCCAGUGAGUGGGUGGAGAGCAUACAGCACGCCAGUUACUCUGACAUCGUUCUUGAGCAUGAGAUCCUCAUGCAGAAGUACAUCCACCUCGUCCAGAUUAUGGAGACAGAGAAGAUAGCAGCCAGUCAACUCCGCACUCAGCUGGAGGACCAGGACACAGAGAUCGAGAGGCUCAAGGCGGAGAUUGUACUAUUAAACAAAGCCAAGGAGCAGAUGGCGCCUCAACACAACAACCAAGAGGAGGAGGACCCAGACAUUAAAAAAAUCAAAAAGGUGCAGAGUUUCCUGCGUGGCUGGCUGUGCCGGAGGAAGUGGAAGAUCAUUGUCCAGGACUACAUCUGUUCCCCUCACGCUGAGAACAUGAGGAAGAGGAACCAGAUAGUCUUCACCAUGGUGGAAGCAGAGACAGAAUACGUCCACCAGCUGUCCAUACUGGUCAACUGUUUCCUCAGACCGUUACGCAUGGCUGCCAGCUCCAAGAAACCUCCCAUAAGCCACGAUGACGUCAGCAGCAUAUUCCUCAACAGUGAGACGAUCAUGUUUCUGCAUGAGAUAUUCCACCAGGGUCUUAAGGCUCGCAUCGCAAACUGGCCCACCCUGGUUCUUGCUGACCUUUUUGACAUCCUGCUGCCGAUGCUGAACAUAUACCAGGAGUUUGUGCGUAACCACCAGUACAGUCUACAAGUUCUAGCCAACUGCAAGCAGAACAGAGACUUUGACAAGCUGCUGAAACAGUACGAGUCCAACGCUGCAUGCGAGGGCCGCAUGUUGGAGACGUUCCUCACGUAUCCCAUGUUCCAGAUUCCACGAUACAUCAUCACCCUCCAUGAGCUGCUGGCACACACACCUCAUGAACAUGUUGAACGUAAGAGCCUGGAGUUUGCCAAAUCCAAGCUGGAGGAACUGUCAAAGAUGAUACACGAUGAAGUGAGUGACACAGAGAACAUCAGGAAGAACCUGGCAAUAGAAAGGAUGAUCGUAGAGGGCUGUGACAUUCUCCUGGACACCAGUCAGACCUUCGUCAGACAAGGUUCUCUUAUUCAGCUGCCACCCAGCAGUGAACGGGGCAUGCUCAGUAAGGUCCGCCUGGGUGCCCUCUCACUUCGGAAGGAAGGGGAGAGGCAGUGCUUCCUGUUUACCAAACACUUCCUCAUCUGUACUCGCACAUCUGGAAGAAAACUUCACUUGCUCAAGCAAGGCGGAACCCUGUCUCUAAUCGAGUGCACCCUCAUUGAAGAACUGGAGACCGGCGAUGAGGACUACAAUGCUGCAGGUCAAGGUUUCAACCAUCUGGAGUUUAAAAUAGUGGUUGAGCCCCCUGAUGGUCAGGCUUUCGCUGUUGUCCUUUUGGCUCCAUCCCGUCAAGAAAAGGCUGCCUGGACAAGUGACAUCAGUCAGUGCAUUGAUAAUAUCCGAUGUAAUGGCCUGAUGACCAGCGUGUUUGAGGAGAACUCCAAAGUGUCUGUGCCCCACAUGAUCAAGUCUGAUACCCGACUGCAUAAAGACGAUGUUGACAUUUGCUUCAGCAAGACACUGAACUCCUGCAAGGUCCCUCAGAUCAGAUACGCCAGCGUGGCGCGCCUCCUGGAGCGACUGACAGACCUGCGCUUCCUGUCCAUAGAUUUCCUCAACACCUUCCUCCACACCUACAGGAUCUUCACCACUGCCGCCGUGGUCAUAGACAAGCUGACAGACAUCUACAAGAAGCCGUUCAUGUCCAUACCUGUCAGGUCUCUGGAAAUCUUUGCCACCAACCAGGGUGCCUGGGGAACUGAUCCUUUGAGCACCAAAUCUCCCAGAUUGUGUCGCAAAUUUUCCUCUCCCCCUCCCCUCUCCAUGUCCUCUCACACAUCUUCCCCUGUCCACUGCCGCAAACUGUCCCUCAGUUCCUCAGUCAGUGCUAAAGUAGGAGCGUUGGACCUGUCUCCCACCCCCUGUUCAUUCUCCACAGUUAACUCGCCCACAUCCAGUCAGAGUCCUUGCAUCUCUUCUCCUCCUCCCAGCACAACUAGGGCCCCCUCUGGCCUGCCCUCCCCUCCACACAUCACGACUCACUCGCCCAGCUUUCCACAGCCACCUGGCAUGUCCUCUCCACCCCUCACCUACCACAAAUUCCCUUUAGACCUCCGCCGUGGUCCCAGUUCGCCAGAACUUAGCCCAGCAACAGCAGAGGAUGCCAGCGGAGAGCUGCCUCGCAUGGAUGCCUUCUGUGGAAAACUGAGGCGCAGCAUCCGCAGGGCUGUUCUGGAGUCAGUGUCUCUGGACAAGUUUAUUCCUGAAACGCCAGCCAGCAGCGAGUCAGGCGACCUGUCCCCCUGUCGUUCACCCACAACGCCGAGACAUCUGUGCUGCAGACAAGCAGGAGUCACAUCUGGGGAGGGCGCUCACUGUACUGUGUCGCCAGCUUCAGCGUUUGCUAUUGCCACUGCUGCUGCUGGGCACAGCAGAUGCCAGGGUUUUCAUAAUCUGGAGAAAGCUUGCGACAAGGAGUUCAUCAUCCGCAGAGCCGCUACGAACCGAGUGCUGAACGUGUUACGACACUGGGUGUCUAAACACUCACAGGACUUUGAUUUGAACGCUGAGCUGAAGAUGGGGGUGUUGACGCUCCUAGAAGAGGUCCUCCAUGAUCCAGACCUGCUUCCACAGGAGAGGAAAGCAACCACAAACAUAUUAAGUGCCCUUUCUCAAGAAGAUCAGGAUGACGCCCAAAUGAGGAUCGAGGAUAUAUUACAGAUGAAAAGCUGCCCCCUGCUGCACUUCAUUGUGGGGGAGAGUCCAAAAGUGGAAUGUUUUGAGGUGCUGUCGGCCAUGGAGCUCGCUGAGCAGAUCACCCUGCUGGAUCACAUCGUGUUCAGGAGUAUUCCCUACGAGGAGUUCCUCGGUCAGGGUUGGAUGAAGGUUGACAAGACAGAGAGGACUCCAUACAUCAUGAAGACCAGUCAGCACUUUAAUGAAAUGAGUAACCUGGUGGCUUCUCAGAUCAUAUCCCACACUGACGUGGGCUCCAGGGCCGGCUCCAUAGAAAAAUGGUUGGCAGUGGCCGAUAUCUGUCGCUGUCUCAACAACUACAACGGUGUCCUGGAGAUCAUCUCCGCUCUUAACCGCAGCGCCAUCUACAGACUGAAGAAAACCUGGGCCAAAGUUUGCAGACAGACAAAGGCAGUGAUGGACAGGCUGCAGAAGACUGUGUCAUCAGAAGGGAGGUUCAAGAAUCUCAGAGAGACACUGAAAAACUGUAAUCCUCCAUGUGUCCCUUAUCUGGGCAUGUACCUCACUGACCUGGCCUUCAUUGAAGAGGGAACUCCAAACUUCACUGAGGAAGGCCUAGUUAACUUCUCCAAGAUGAGGAUGAUUUCACAUAUUAUCAGAGAGAUCCGUCAGUUCCAGCAGGCCCCUUACCGAAUAGAGCAUCAACCCAAGGUGACUCAGUUUCUGCUGGACAAGACGCUGGUGAUGGAUGAAGACACCCUGUACGAGCUCUCACUGAAAAUCGAACCACGUGUACCCCCUGGCUGAUAACAUGACACACACACAUAGACGCAGGUUUUCCAGGUUACAAAAACAACACGGGAAGCAAACAGAACACAAACACACACUUCUUUUACUCACAUAGAUGUACGUAUUAAAUAAAGCAGUUUUUUGCUCAGGAAUCUCAGGUGGAAAUGUGCCUUCUUCUCUUCAGUUAUCUGCUGUCUGCAUCCAGUAAAUAGACUGAUGUAUAUGGAACAUACACAGGUUUUCUUAUUUCUUUAGAGGUACAGUUUUGACUUUGGAACUAUGAAACCUGAUAAGUUACUCCAACUACAAUAUUUGAGGCAACUGAUUACCUCAAACUGAUUAACUCAACAAAUCCUCA
Thalassophryne amazonica is the source of this 4358-nucleotide messenger RNA. It is a transcript of the gene rasgrf2a, whose product is annotated as Ras protein-specific guanine nucleotide-releasing factor 2a. Gene Ontology annotation, molecular function: guanyl-nucleotide exchange factor activity; protein binding. NCBI's taxonomy places the organism in Eukaryota, Metazoa, Chordata, Actinopteri, Batrachoidiformes, Batrachoididae. Gene Ontology annotation, cellular component: plasma membrane. The transcript has 28 exons. The record is from RefSeq and is a predicted model, not a curated record. Bases 152 to 4018 code for a protein of 1288 amino acids. Gene Ontology annotation, biological process: positive regulation of GTPase activity; Ras protein signal transduction.